CCUUAUGUAAUUGCACAUAUAUAUAUCCCAGCUGAAUGAAUCUUUACCAUUAGCUUUACCAUCGCGUCGCCAUGAUGGUUCUUUCCAUCGUCGUCCUCUUCCUGCUGCACCAGUUCAGCAGUUCAACAGCCCAACUCGGCUCGGAGGAUCCUGCUGGAUGGACUGACAUUGGACUGACUGACGUUGGAGAUCACUUUGCCUUGAGCGGAUCGUGUAUGGCAUAUGGAGAACUUCUCCAGUACUUAACUAGACAGGACAAGCUGGAGAGCGAGCUGGAGGCACUGAAGAACGACAGUCAGCAAUGCUGUGGGGGGCAAUGGGCGUCCUUUGGCAGUCUACAGCUCAACCUCAAUGACCAGUCCACCGUCCUCCAGCAACAACAGGCCACAAUUCAACAACUACAAACAACCGUGGAUGAUCAGGUCAACAUCAUACAGCAACAACAAACCACCAUUCAACUACAACAGGCGACAAUACAGCAGAUGCAGACGCUUCUAACAGCAGUCUCAGACAAGCUGAACGGUGCCCGUGACUGUAUGGAACUGUUGGCGACUGGACACGAUACCAGCGGUGUGUACACCAUCUACCCUGAUGGAGGAGGGAAAAGUCCUGUUCACGUCUACUGUGACAUGGACACUGACGGGGGUGGAUGGACGUUGUUCCAAAAGCGCCAAGACGGUUCGCUCAACUUCUACCUAGACUGGCAGGCGUACAAGACGGGGUUUGGUGACCUAAGAGGAGAGUUCUGGCUAGGUAAUGACAAUCUCCACCGUCUGACGGCCCAGAAUGUGUACGAACUGAGAGUGGAUCUGGAGGACUUUGAGGGGAACACGGCCUACGCCAAGUACAACAUCUUCAGGGUGGAGGAUGAGGUGCACAAGUACAGGCUCACUGUGGAAGGGUACAACGGCACUGCAGGUGAUGGCCUGACCUACCACAAUGGCAUGUACUUUUCCACAAGGGACAGGGAAAACGACAUCCACAGUACUGAUCACUGUGCUCAAGUGUACAAAGGUGCAUGGUGGUACCGUAACGGCCACCAUUCAAACCUGAACGGCCUGUACCUGUUUGGGACUCACCAGUCUUACGCAGAUGGUGUCAACUGGCUGCCAUGGAAGGGCCUCUACUAUUCCCUGAAAACUACUGAAAUGAAGAUAAGAACUCCUUCCAACUUCAUGAAAUACUUUCUUUACAAACUAGACAAGCUGAACGGCCCCCGUGACUGUAUGGAACUGUUGGCGACUGGACACGAUACCAGCGGUGUGUACACCAUCUACCCUGAUGGAGGAGGGAAAAGUCCUGUUCACGUCUACUGUGACAUGGACACUGACGGGGGUGGAUGGACGUUGUUCCAAAAGCGCCAAGACGGUUCGGUCAACUUCUACCUAGACUGGCAGGCGUACAAGACAGGAUUCGGUGACCUCAGGGGAGAGUUCUGGCUAGGUAAUGACAAUCUCCACCGUCUGACGGCCCAGGAUGUGUACGAACUGAGGGUGGAUCUGGAGGACUUUGAAGGAAACACGGAAUACGCCAAGUACAACAUCUUCAGGGUGGAGGAUGAGGUGCACAAGUACAGGCUCACUGUGGAAGGGUACAGCGGCACUGCAGGUGAUGGCCUGACCUAUCACAAUGGCAUGUACUUUUCCACAAGGGACAGGGAAAAUGACAUCCACAGUACUGAUCACUGUGCUCAAGUGUACAAAGGUGCAUGGUGGUACCGUACCGGCCACCAUGCAAACCUGAACGGCCUGUACCUGCUUUACCAUCGCGUCGCCAUGAUGGUUCUUUCCAUCGUCGCCCUCUUCCUGCUGCACCAGUUCAGCGGUUCAACAGCCCAACACGGUUCAGAGGAUCCUGCUGGAUGGACUGUGACUGACGUUGGAGAACACGUUGCAUUGAGCGGAUCGUGUCUGGCAUAUGGAGAACUUCUCCAGUAUUUAACUAGACAGGACAAGCUGGAGAGCGAGUUGGAGGGACUGAAGAACGAGACCCAGCAAUGCUGUGGAGGGCAGGGGACAUACACCUUCCAAGCCGCCGUUCUGCAGCAACAACAGGCCUUUGUAGAAGAGCUGGGAGCGACAGUGAGUGACCAGGCUAACACCAUGCAGCACCUACAGGAUACGGUCAACAACCAAGUCAACAUCAUUCAACAACAACAAACCACAAUACAGCAGAUGCAGACCCUUUUGAACCAAAUAACAGACAGGCUUAGCGGCCCUCGUGACUGUAUGGAACUGUUGUCCACUGGACACGAUGUCAGUGAUGUGUACACCAUCUAUCCUGAUGGCGAUGGAAAAAGUCCUGUUCACGUCUACUGUGACAUGGACACUGACGGGGGUGGGUGGACGUUGUUCCAAAAGCGUCAAGAUGGUUCCGUCAGCUUCUACCGAGACUGGCAGGCGUACAAGACAGGGUUUGGUGACCUCAGGGGAGAGUUCUGGCUAGGUAAUGACAACCUCCACCGUCUGACGGCCCAGGAUGUGUACGAACUGAGGGUGGAUCUGGAGGACUUUGAGGGCAACACGGCCUACGCCAAGUACAACAUCUUCAGGGUGGAGGAUGAGGUGCACAAGUACAGGCUCACUAUUAGCGGGUACAACGGAACUGCAGGUGACGCCAUGACCGACCCAUUCCAUCCUCAUGACGGCAUGUACUUUUCUACAAGGGACAGGGAGAACGACAUCCACACCAGUGAGCACUGUGCUCAGGUGUACAAAGGAGCGUGGUGGUACGAGAAAUGCCACCGUGCAAACCUGAACGGCCUGUAUCACGGAGGGGCUCACCAGUCCUUCGCAGACGGCGUCAACUGGUUCCCAUGGAAGGGAUACGAUUAUUCCCUAAAAACCACUGAAAUGAAAAUCAGGCCUAACUGAGCCAAGCAACCAGGAUCACAGAAGGUCGACAUAAAGUCCCUUCCCCGGCACUUGUCGAAAUAAAGAGCCAAUACCAUAU
Molecule: messenger RNA, 2952 nt
Organism: Branchiostoma belcheri (Belcher's lancelet)
Lineage: Eukaryota; Metazoa; Chordata; Leptocardii; Amphioxiformes; Branchiostomatidae
Exons: 16
Coding region: 72-2873 (933 amino acids)
Source: RefSeq, a predicted model, not a curated record